AUGCAUUACAUGGAUAUGUUUAGUAAAGCUGGGAACAUAUUUAGGCAGCCUAGAGCUUUGCAGGCUGCCAACGUAAUGUUACAGGGCAAUCUUUCUUUGACUCCUUCCAAACUCUUUGUUGGAGGUCUCUCACCAACUACUGAUGUAGAUAUCUUGAAAGAUGGUUUUGGCAGAUUUGGCAAAAUAGUUGAUGUGGUUGUGAUUUCGGACCGUGAAACUGGUGUUUCGAAGGGAUUUGGUUUCGUAACAUACGAUUCGAUUGAUGCUGCUAAUAAGGCAAUGCAUCAGAUGAAUGAUCAGGAACUUGAUGGACGAAUAAUUGGAGUGAACCCAGCUGAUUCAGGAGGCGGUGGAGGUGGUUUAGCAAGACGGGGUGGUCGUGGUGGUGGCCGUGGUGGGUUUGGUCGUGGUGGAUUUGGACGUGGUGGCUAUAACUUUGUUCGUUAA
Messenger RNA from Eruca vesicaria subsp. sativa (arugula), 447 nucleotides. Lineage: Eukaryota; Viridiplantae; Streptophyta; Magnoliopsida; Brassicales; Brassicaceae. The record is from the annotation of a GenBank genome assembly.